UUUCAAUAAACUACUGGCCUCGACGGAUCCAGCUCAAAACGGAAUCGUAGUAUAUUAGUGCUCUUCGAUCGGAAUGGUUGGAAAAUUCAUUUUAUGGUUUGCUGUUUCAUAUAUUUUGGUUGCUGCCGAGGACGCAAGCCAACCUUAUGUACCGAAAGACGAUCCCAUCAAGAAGUGGUGCGUCAGAAACAGCGGUUCGGAAGCCGGUUAUGAAAAAAUGCUAAAAAGUGGGAGCGUUGUGGAAAAAUGCAUUGGCCAGGUUAUAGAUAAAGCCGACUUCGAGCAAGAACCUACAACCGAAAACAAAAUCAAACAAGUCAAAAAAUAUUGUCCGAGAUCUGGCGAGUGGCUGAAAUGCUUCGAACAUCCUCUAGACGGAAUUGCUUUAUGUUUAGGAGGAAACGAUCUGAAUCAAGCUAAACAUUUGGUUGACGAAGUGGUUGGCGAGUUAGCUAAAAAACUUUGCGAAAAUGAUUCGGAAUAUUUCGUUGAACUUUACAAACCCGAAUACGCUCAGUGUCUGGAUCAGUUGUGGAAAAUGACCCUCGAGUGUGCCAUCGAGCCGGAAUAUUUGUCACUGUUGGAAAUGGGUUGUCCUAACUUGGAAGCCGUUCGGUCGUGUUUCCAGCAGAGGAUUUCCAGCUGUGGUGCUCCGACUAAUGUAAGCAGCAUUAUUUUGCAAACCUUUGUCAGGCCCAUAUUCCGGUUCAACAACUGCACUGAGUCGCCGGACAGUAAAUAGGUAGAUAUGUUCGGAAGCUUCUGGCUGAUUAAAUCCUGUCAUAUUUAGCAAUAUUUGAUUUAGUUGCGUUGAAUUUGUUGUUAUUGAUCAAAAUCCAAUAAAAUAUUAUUC
Uranotaenia lowii is the source of this 853-nucleotide messenger RNA. RefSeq lists its product as uncharacterized. The transcript is spliced from 4 exons. Bases 74 to 742 code for a protein of 222 amino acids. The record is from RefSeq and is a predicted model, not a curated record. Lineage: Eukaryota; Metazoa; Arthropoda; Insecta; Diptera; Culicidae.